CAGCUCAAACCCUACCCCGCCUUCUGCGCCAGACACGCUUCGCGUUUCCUACGGCUUUCCGUAGUCCCGCUGAGUCUCGCGAGAGCGUGGCAGCCCGCCGCAGAGAACGCUUCCGGGAGGUUACCGUGGCGCGGCCGAGUCUCUCGGCUUGCGGGAGCGCGGGCUCGGGAGCCGGAUUCCGGCGGGCUGGCCAUGGACCGCGACUUGCUGCGACAGUCGCUGGGCUGUCACGGCCCUGCACUGCUGUCGCUGCUGCGGAGCGAGCAGCAAGACAACCCGCACUUCCGGAGCCUCCUAGGCACGGUGGCCGAGCCCGCCCGCGGCGCGGCACCUCCUCAGGGAGCUGGCAGGAAAGAGAAGAGAGUUGACAACAUAGAAAUACAAAAAUUCAUCUCCAAAAAAGCAGACCUGCUUUUUGCACUGUCUUGGAAAUCAGAUGCGCCUACAUCCUCUGAAGUUCAUGACGACAAUGACAAUCAUUAUGCGGUCAUGCCACCAUUAGAGCAGUUCAUGGAGAUCCCAGGCUUGGACCGGAGAGAGCUGUUUUUCCGAGAUAUUGAACGUGGUGAUAUAGUGAUUGGAAGAAUCAGCUCUAUUCGAGAGUUCGGUUUUUUCAUGGUGUUGAUCUGUUUGGGAAGUGGCAUCAUGAGGGACAUAUCUCACUUAGAGAUCACAGCUCUUUGUCCCUUAAGAGAUGUGCCUUCUCACAGUAACCAUGGAGAUCCUUUAUCGUAUUACCAAACUGGUGACAUAAUUCGAGCUGGAAUCAAGGAUAUUGACAGAUACCAUGAAAAGCUUGCAGUAUCUCUGUACAGCUCAUCUCUUCCACCACACCUAUCUGACAUUAAACUAGGUGUGAUUACUUCUGAAGAGCUACCUUUGUACUACAGGAGGAGUGUUGAACUAAAUAGUAAUUCUUUGGAGUCCUAUGAAAAUAUCAUGCAGAGUUCUCUGGGAUUUGUUAAUCCAGGAGUAGUUGAAUUCCUUCUAGAGAAACUAGGAAUAGAUGAAUCUCAUCCACCAUCAUUAAUGAGAGGCCUACAAAGCAAAAAUUUCUCUGAAGAUGAUUUUGCUUUGGCUUUAAGAAAGAAGCAGUCAGCAUCUUGGGCUUUAAAAUGUGUGAAGAUUGGGGUCGAUUAUUUUAAGGUUGGACGACAUGUGGAUGCUAUGAACGAAUACAAUAAAGCUCUGGAAAUAGACAAACAAAAUGUGGAAGCUCUGGUAGCUCGUGGAGCAUUAUAUGCAACAAAAGGAAGUUUGAACAAAGCAAUAGAAGAUUUUGAGCUAGCAUUAGAAAACUGCCCAACUCACAGGAAUGCAAGAAAAUACCUCUGCCAGACUCUUGUAGAAAGGGGAGGGCAGUUAGAAGAAGAAGAAAAGUUUUUAAAUGCUGAAAGUUACUAUAAGAAAGCUCUGGCUUUGGAUGAGACUUUUAAAGACGCAGAGGAUGCUUUGCAGAAACUUCAUAAGUAUAUGCAGAAAUCUUUGGAAUUAAGAGAAAAACAAGCUGAAAAGGAAGAAAAGCAGAAAACAAAGAAAAUAGAAACAAGUGCAGAAAAGUUGCGUAAGCUCUUAAAAGAGGAGAAAAGGCUAAAGAAGAAAAGAAGAAAAUCAUCAUCUUCCUCUUCAAGUGUUUCUUCUGCUGAUGAAUCCGUUUCUUCUUCCUCAUCUUCUUCCUCUUCUAGUCACAAACGGCAUAAGAAAAGUAAGAGGAAUCGCUCAGAGUCUUCUCGCAGUUCAAAGAGGCACUGGUCUAAGACAUCUUUGAGUCACAUAGAUCAGAAUAGGAAAGAUGACUGCUACCCAGUUCCAACUAAUACUUCAGCAUCUUUCCUUAAUCAAAAACAAGAAGUGGAGAAACUGCUGGAAAAACAGGAUAGGUUACAGUGUCCAAGCACACAGGUAAAAGAGAAAGAGCGAUGCCUUCUCACAUCUUCAGCUGAAGUGCCAGAUGACUUGGGAGGUAGGUCUGAAGACACAAAAGAUUUCUACAAUAGCUAUAAAACCCACGCAGGUAGUAGCAAAACUGAAAAGCCAUAUAAAUCAGAAAAAUAUUUCUCCAAUAGGAGAAAUUCCUUGGAUUCCUUCUGUAGGAAUUCAGAGGACAAGAUGAAAGCAUCUAGUUACAGGAGAUGUGAAAAGGACUCAGAGGGAAGAAAAGACCACUCUAGAAGGUGGGAGCCGGGGUCUGUGAAGUACUCUACUUCACCAGCAAGUUCAGACUACUCUUGGAAGUCACUUGAAAAACACAAAAAAUACACUUACUCUGGAUCACGUGACAGUAGACAUGAGCCAAGAUAUCAGUUAAAUACAAAUCAGGGAGAACGUGCAUAUGAAAAGGAGGACGGCUAUGGGGAGGGUGACAAAACUGAGGCUCCAGAAGAGACACUGAAUAGCAGAGAGCAACCAGAAAACAGAGUUAAGAAAAAUUUACCUCAGAAUUUACUCAAUAUAUUUAAUCAGAUAGCAGAAUUUGAGAAAGAAAAAGGAAAUAAGCCAAAAAAAUAAUUUGCUUAGAAAAUUUUCACUGUUUUUAGAAGUUUGGGGAUGCUCUAAUCUAAAACGGUUCUGGAUCUAAAAUUGUAGCAAAUUACAAGAAGUUUCUCAGUUUCAGUUAUCAGCCCUUCGUCAUAGUCAGUGAUGCAGGAGUGUGGGUCUGUGCAGACGUAACUCAUUCUGGCAGGUUAAGCUUUUCUCCUAAAGCUGUUUCUGAGCACUUUGUUUCUUCAUGUUUGGGGUUUGUGAGAACCCUGUGCCUAUCAUAUUUCGCUGUUGGAGAGAAAUAUGUUUACGUUGAAGAGUUGGAUUGUUUUAUCAAAAAGUACUUUAUUCUCUUUUGUUAAAAAGCCCUUAGCUUCUGAGGGGAAAUAUUUUAUGGCUAAAUGUUUCAACGGUACUAUUUUAAGUCAUUUGUUUUAAGCAUUAAAAUUUUUGCACCAUUUCAUUUUUAAGUGAUAAAUUAUUACUUGAUUUACCUCUAAUACCCGAUGUAAAUGGUUUGUGAAAAUUGUUUUUUCCCAGCUUUAACAAAAUACCUUAAGAAUAAGACCAUGAAAGUUGGUUAA
Messenger RNA from Alexandromys fortis (reed vole), 3065 nucleotides. RefSeq names its product tetratricopeptide repeat domain 14 (gene Ttc14). The record is from RefSeq and is a predicted model, not a curated record. Bases 193 to 2508 code for a protein of 771 amino acids. Lineage: Eukaryota; Metazoa; Chordata; Mammalia; Rodentia; Cricetidae. The transcript has 12 exons. Gene Ontology annotation, molecular function: protein binding; nucleic acid binding.